CUCAAUUACUAAGGUCCACCUCAUACAUCCUAUCAUUUGAAAAAUAAUAAAAAGGCUGUGAUCAAAACAAUUGUUACGUUGCCCUGGCAACGGAUCCAGUAGUGGGCCAAACAAAGGAUAUCUCCACCGAGGAAGCUAAACGACUUGCCCAAUCAAAAUGUUUUUACUUGACAGAAUACUGCCGCUAAUAUUUGGCUACAUAAGGCCAUUCAUCAAGUGGUUCCUGCACGCCUUCACCCGUCUAUCCGAGCUUCAGAGGAUCUGCUAUGGAGCCCGGGCAGGAGCCAGCCGAACCAGCCAGGUGGAAAGGUCCUUGACUUUGUCAAAGACGCCCCAAAUAAGACGCCUCGUACUUGACCUUGAUGAGGCGGCGCCCUACGUGGACAACCGGGAAUUGAUGGAGUUUGCUCCUCGUGCGGCACGGGUUGUUAUGCAGGCAAAACGCAUUAAAAGCAAUGUGCAUCCUGACUUCGCCAGGCUGUUUGGAAGCUGCGUUACCAGCAUAUGGGGCUACCGGCGGCUAAUGCAUCAAGUGGAGCAACUGCGGGCGGAGCGAUACGACUCAGACAACUUGGAUCACGAGCAUAAGUUGCUAAGGUUGUGGCAGCUUCUGAUGCCCGACACCCCGCUUACUGGACGGGUGAGCAAACAGUGGCAGGAUAUCGGAUUUCAAGGCGACGACCCCAAGACAGACUUCCGGGGUAUGGGCAUGCUGGGCUUAGAGAACCUUCUCUACUUUGCCACGGCCUACAACGAUGCCGCCAAGCAUGUUCUCCUGCAUUCGCUGCAUCCCACUCUGGGCUACACGUACGCCAUCGUGGGCAUCAACCUCACAUCGAUGGCCUUUAAUCUGGUUAAAACCGGAGCCGCCAAGACGCACUUCUACAACCAGGUGGUGCAGCACAAACAAGACUUUAGCACAGUGGAGGACUUCCACAAGCUGUACUGCUACUUGUUCUUUGAAUUCGACCGCUUUUGGAUGGAAAGUGAUCCACGCAAUAUUAUGGACUUUCGCGAGAUCUAUCAGGCAUUCGAAAUCACCAAACUGGAGGCCCUGCACAAUGAGAAUACUAUUUUUAAGACAAAUUUGGUUGUCGAGUCCGUCUAAGAUUUGGAUGAAUGGGUUUUAUUUUAAUUAUAGUUGAAUAAUAUUAGGAAUAAAGUCACUAAGUCAAUUGGCAGAUAGUUUAAUCCUAUUGAAACCCUUAUUUUAAACUGCAUGCUUCGAAGUGCCUGGAUCAUUUUACCUUUGUUUCCAAAGUAGUACUUACUUAACUCCACAAUAAGUCCAAACACGUAUUUCUUUACUUUUUCGUAUAAAUGCAGAUUUUAUGCGCUUUAUUUUGAGAGGCAUAUAUAAGGUAUAUUUAUGUAUGUAUUCGUAUAUAUUUUAAUGCAAUUGUGUAAAUCGUUAACUAACAUAAGCCUGGAAUGUCACCUAAUAAUACUUUAAAAUCAAGUCAGAGAUUACCCACUGAGAUAGGGAGAAUAAUAAAUAAUAUUUUAAAUAUCACGCAAAAGCAUAAAAACUAAA
Drosophila bipectinata is the source of this 1534-nucleotide messenger RNA. Its product is annotated as ELMO domain-containing protein 2. NCBI's taxonomy places the organism in Eukaryota, Metazoa, Arthropoda, Insecta, Diptera, Drosophilidae. The record is from RefSeq and is a predicted model, not a curated record. Gene Ontology annotation, molecular function: GTPase activator activity.